Messenger RNA from Danaus chrysippus (African queen), 3291 nucleotides. The record is from the annotation of a GenBank genome assembly. Lineage: Eukaryota; Metazoa; Arthropoda; Insecta; Lepidoptera; Nymphalidae.
AUGAAGAGAAAAGGCAAACAGCGGAGACGACGUUUAGCUCUUCAACAUAUUGGAAAUGCUCCUGCUACCCUACCUACUUCAGACAACGAAGUUCCUCCUAGUGAAAAUAUUAAUCAACGAGCGCAAGCUGGACAACAAAGAUCGAUCCAGGCAAGGCGAGCAAGAAAUAUAUUAAUAAAAAAACAGGUAGCUCAAAUCGCUCAGCUUAAAUCAACAAUAAAAUGUUACAAAAAAAGGCUUCAGAGAUCCAAAGGACAAUAUAAUAUGGAGAUAGAGAAAAGUCCAGGUACAAAGGUAAGCGCAUUACUUAAUUCACCAAAAUCGAGAGAUACUGUCAAGAAAAAAAUAUUAUGUAGAGAAGUUCUUUCUCAACAAUUAAGAGAUAAUUUUUCGGAUCUUACGACUCAAAAAGAGCAAAGACUGUUUCAGAGAAUGAUAAGUGGAAAACUGGUUUCAAAAUAUGUAGUUUUAGAAGGAGACAAGAUAUUAAAACCUAUUAAGAAAAGAAAAACUAAAUUAACUUUAAUAGAAGUAAAACGAAGCACAAGAAGAAAAUCGAUAACUUUGAGAAAAACUAUAGAAAUUUUCAUGGAAGAAGAUUCAAACAGUAGAGUGUGUGCUGGUAAAAAAGACGUUGUAACAAAACAAGGGACACGUCCGGCCGUGACGACGCUCGCUCGGCGACUGACUGGAGAGAGGUUCGCGCCAUAUGAUGAGGAGGAGAGAUCACGAGAUGUGGACCGGCUGACGGCGGGACCCGGGAGACAUCAGGGAGAUAGGAGGCACACGUACGAGCGGAUGAUAGUAGCAGAUAGCGGAAGACGACACUCUACGGAUAAUGGGGGGCGAAGUCCGAAGUCCCGGACCCAGGGGCUGGUGCAAGUGCAUCACAGAUUAAUGAUAAGACAACGAGAUAUAUGCGAUGUCGUGUCUCUUCUCGUUUACUGUCCCACAGAACGAUCGUAUUUGGUCACUAAAGAAAGUAACGGCGAGUUCUGGAUACCUUGUAGCAAGAGCGAGAAAAAUUGCUGGAAAUUUACCGCUCAUAAGAUACAUUUCGAGAUUCUUGGUAUGGAUACGUCAUCGGAGUGCAGCCCUUUAAGAAUUUACAAGAUUUGGCUUCCAAAACAUCGCAGGAGAUGUGUGUACCACGCGGUUUACAAAGUGGCCAUCAAAGCUGAUGUAAAGAAGAGAGCUAAACUGAGACCAAGUAACCGCAAUCGCCUUCAGUGGCUAACGUCAUCUGAGCUGGAGCGUCAGCGAGCACACGCUACUCUGAGGAGUCCUGAACUAGCGCUGUUUGCUCAGCUAGCCAGUGGAGAUAUCCUUAGAAGCAAUGAGAUGGACACCGGCAUGAUAGUGGAAAUCUGCGAAGAAAACGUGGUGGUAGGCUGUGAGGUGGCGGGCGGUGCUGUGGCUCUCUCCACACCGUACUGCAAACUAAUACAAGCCGCUAACUACAACAGAGAAGACCAAGUGCUCCUGUAUCGCGAAUUCUUAUCCUUCGUAUAUCCUGCGUUAUACAUGAGCCCCAAAAUAUUCACGAGAUUCAUGGUGGACGGAGGCUGGCAAAAAUCCAAUUGUCUCAGUCUGUUCAGGGCAGCGGAUAUUAGUAACCGUGGUGGUUUAUCGUUCAUGGAGAUGUUGCUGUGGACCGCGGCCGUGGAGCCCGAGACGACUCACGAGGAAGUAGCCGCGGAGAUGCGAUGCAAAUAUAUAUUCAGAUACUUCGACGGUAACCGCGACUGUCAACUGGAAUAUAUAGAACUGAAGGAGUUGAUAGCGGCCGCUCGGACGGCGUGCGGGCUCAUCGCUGACUCGCUCACUGUGGCCAAGGAAGCCGACCAGUGUCUUAGAGAGUUGUGUCUGUCGGGAGCGGCGCUGCUUCCCCUGGAGGAGUACCUGCGGUGGGCGGUCACUGAGUGUCCCGGAGCGGCGUCCCUUUUGAGAGCGCCCGUGUCCUGUGUCGCGCGUCUCCGGGAUCUACUCUAUAUACAAGAACGGAUACAAAGUCCGAUGCCUACGUCUAAGGAGAAUUUGGAACCGGAUGACGACGUUACGGCCAACUCUAACGUAGCGAACGAAUCGUCGGAGGCCCCGGCGCUUGUGAGGGGUGUGAAUGGAGAAUAUUCGUUGGCCACGUGCGUGGUACAACUCAGAAGACAAGCUGAGCCUGAGAUACAGCAUCUUAACAGUUUUGAGGUGAGUUCAUCCACAGCCCGCCUCGUAUCUCUGUAUAGCAACUCUCUGGUACUCCUCGGAGACGGAGCUGCCCCGACUGAGGCCUUCGCAGCCGUACAUUACUUCGCCUCUGCCAUCGACAAGCCUGCCCACAGGCGCGUGUCGGGCGGCGGCUCGGUGGUGGUCAGUAAGUCAGCGUUCUCGUGGGUGGAGGCGAACGAGGGUGCGGCGCUGGGAGCGAGGCUGCUGCGGCUGGCGGAGCGCGUGCGGCCGCUGUGUCUCAAAGAACCGAGGCUGUUGUCACUGAGCUCGCCUGUCUAUGCUAUAGGAGAUCUACACGGCAACCUCGCCGCUCUUCUAGCAAUGGAAGCGCUUCUUUGGCCUAACGGUACGGCUCUGAUGCCGGGCGGUUUGUUGUUCUUGGGAGACUAUGUCGAUAGAGGUCCUCACGGUACAGAGCUCCUGACUUACUUGUUUGCCGCAAAAAUACAAAGACCAGACGCGAUACAUUUGAUAAGAGGGAAUCACGAAACUAGAGAAAUACAGAAAAUGUUUACCUUCUACAAUGAGUGUAUUGACAAAUAUGGCGAAGUCGAAGGCUUACGGAUCUGGAACGCUGUGAACGACGUGUUUGAUGUUCUACCGCUGGCGGCCAUCGUCGAUGAGAAGGUGUUCUGUUGUCACGGCGGCAUCCCCCCGCCCUGGGUGUGUCCUCUAGCGGCGGGCGUGAGUCGUGUGCCGGCUCCCUUACCUCGACCCGCCGAACAGAGCGCGCUCGCCUGGGAACUAUUGUGGAAUGAUCCCGUCGACGAGUCCAAGGCGCCGGCGGCCGUGGUGCUGGAGCUGAACUCGUCGGAAGGCUUCGCCCGCAACUGGCGGCGCGGAGUGGGCCACGUGUUCAGCGCGCGGGCUCUGCGGCGGUUCCUCAAACACAACCGACUCAGCGCCGUGCUGAGGGCGCACCAGCUACACUCCAGGGGGUUCAUGGUGCAGCUCGGCGGGCGGCUGGUGUCGGUGUUCUCGUCGUCUCACUACUGCGGCGGGAACAACUCGUCGGGCGUGGCGCUGCUGCAGCGGACCGUGCUGCGGCUGUUGCAGGUCGAGGACUGA